This is a messenger RNA of Gorilla gorilla gorilla (western lowland gorilla), 471 nucleotides long. RefSeq names its product large ribosomal subunit protein eL32-like. Gene Ontology annotation, molecular function: structural constituent of ribosome. Gene Ontology annotation, biological process: translation. Lineage: Eukaryota; Metazoa; Chordata; Mammalia; Primates; Hominidae. The record is from RefSeq and is a predicted model, not a curated record. Gene Ontology annotation, cellular component: ribosome; cytosolic large ribosomal subunit. Bases 1 to 471 code for a protein of 156 amino acids. The transcript is spliced from 2 exons.
AUGACACUGCCUUUUGUGGGCACUGGAGAUGAACAGAGAGCCUACAACCCAGGCAGAACAGGACCAGCUGCCCUCAGACCCCUUGUGAAACUCAAGAUUGUCAAAAAGAGAACCAAGAAGUUCAUCCUGUACCAGUCAGACUGGUAUGUCAAAAUCAAGCCUAACUGGCAGAAACCCAGAGGUAUCGACAAUAGGGUUUGUAGAAGGUUCAAGGGCCAGAUCUUGAAGCCCAACGUUGGUUAUGGGAGCAACAAAAAAACAAAGCACAUGCUGCCCAAUGGUUUCCAGAAAUUCCUGGUCCAUGACAUCAAUGAGCUGGAAGUGCUGAUGAUGUGCAACAAAUCUUACUGUGCUAAGAUCGCUCACAAUGUUUCCUCCAAGAACUGCAAGGCCAUCGUGGAAAGAGCAGCCCAGCUGGCCAUCAGAGUCAACAACCUCAAUGCCAUACUGCGCAGCAAAGAAAAUGAAUAG